Raphanus sativus (radish) is the source of this 1513-nucleotide messenger RNA. RefSeq names its product serine/threonine-protein kinase SRK2C. The record is from RefSeq and is a predicted model, not a curated record. The transcript has 6 exons. Gene Ontology annotation, molecular function: protein serine/threonine kinase activity; ATP binding. Gene Ontology annotation, biological process: intracellular signal transduction; protein phosphorylation. Bases 370 to 1398 code for a protein of 342 amino acids. Lineage: Eukaryota; Viridiplantae; Streptophyta; Magnoliopsida; Brassicales; Brassicaceae.
AGCAGCUUCCCAAGAAGAUCAAAUCAAAAAAUGUGUGAUCAAUCUUUAAUCGCUUUGCAUUAUUAUCACAUCAUUUCCUAAAAUUCCGGUGACAUACUUCCAAAAGUUUGUUCCUUUUUGAUUAAGUAAUCUCUUUCAAGAUGUCUCUCCUCCAAUUAAUUUAGUUGGUUCUUCAGCUUUUCUGAACAAGAACAGAGGAGCUUUGUCUCGGUUCCACUUCUCUCUCUAAGAUUCUCUUAUAUAUACACAUAUAUAUAUACACGUGUGUUUGAUUGCUUCCUCUCUGCCCUGUCCCUAUAAAGUGAUACUUUUCAGAGAAGAGAGCAUAAACAGAAACAGAGAAGAAGCUUCGUUGUUGUGUUACAGAACAUGGAGAGGUAUGACAUAGUGAAGGAUAUUGGAUCUGGUAAUUUCGGAGUAGCUAAGCUUGUUCGUGACAAAGUUUCUAAAGAGCUUUUCGCUAUUAAGUUCAUCGAGAGAGGCCAUAAGAUUGAUGAACAUGUACAAAGAGAAAUCAUGAACCAUAGGUCACUCAACCAUCCCAACAUAAUAAGAUUUAAGGAGGUUCUGUUGACGGCAACACAUUUGGCUAUAGUAAUGGAAUAUGCCGCCGGAGGAGAACUCUUUGAAAGAAUCUGUAGUGCCGGAAGAUUUGGCGAAGAUGAGGCAAGGUUCUUCUUCCAGCAGCUGAUAUCAGGAGUUAGUUACUGUCAUAGUCUUCAAAUUUGCCAUAGAGAUCUAAAGCUAGAGAAUACGCUAUUAGAUGGAAGUACCGCACCGCGUGUAAAGAUUUGUGAUUUUGGAUACUCAAAGUCGGGAGUUCUUCACUCGCAACCAAAGACAACAGUAGGAACACCUGCUUACAUUGCACCUGAAGUCCUUUCGAAAAGAGAAUAUGAUGGCAAGAUUGCUGAUGUUUGGUCUUGUGGAGUCACUUUGUAUGUCAUGCUCGUUGGUGCUUACCCUUUUGAAGAUCCUUCUGAUCCUAAAGAUUUCAGGAAGACCAUCGGUCGGAUCCUGAGGGCGCAGUACUCUAUACCUGACUAUGUCCGAGUUUCUGAUCUAUGCAAACAUCUUCUCUCUCGAAUAUUCCUGGCCAACCCUGAAAAGAGAAUAACUAUGGAGGAGAUCAAGAAUCAUUCUUGGUUUCUCAAGAAUUUGCCGGUUGAUAUGUCGGAAGGAUCAUCGAGAAGUAAUGACCCGUCUCAAUCAGAGGAAGAGAUAGUGUGGAUCAUUGAGGAAGCUCGUAAAGUGAUCACUGGAGCUUCUGGACUCUCCGGUGCUGGUGGCUCUGGUGAUAGCGGUAGUGGUGCUAUGGGAAGUAGCAUGGAUCUUGAUGAUUUGGAUGUGGAUUAUGACGAUGAUAUCGACACUGGUGAUUUCGUUUGCACUUUAUGACCAUUUAUAAUUAUUCUCAAUACUAAAGGAGAUUGCAUGUUCAUGAACUUUGCACAAACGCGAUUGUAAUGAUCUAUAUAGCUUUGAUUAUUUUAAACGCAGUGGUUGAAUGUUA